AUGAAUAAUAUCAGCAUUUAGUUCCUAUCAUCAGCUCUGAGCUCAGCAUCUCCUCCGUUCAGCUCUGCUGCCUAUAAAUACUGAUGAAGACACCUUCAGCGUCCAUCAGCCGGCCGACUGGCUGGACAGGUAGGACUCCAGCGCCUCUCCUCUGGAUCAACCCGGACCUGAAAGCGGUAACUCUGGUUCUCUUUCAAGGCAGCCAUGAAGAUCCUCCUCAUCCUCGUCCUCGUCUUCCUCACAGGUUGCAAUGGUGGACAGUAUGACCAUCCGUCUAAAAGCCAGGUAAAGAUGGUGCAGGACGCUUACUGGGACUAUGUCCAGAAGUCAACAAUGACCCCAAAGGACAAUGUGUGGGACAUCAGACAUUCACAUCCAGGACAGUAUCUGUGCUCCGUCAUCUCACACAGCGUCGAGGCCGUCCAGAGAUUCUUCCGCCUCGUUUACGCUCAUAUAGUCAUGUGGAGCAGGAACUUCUACCACAGGUUCUGCCAAGAGGUAGAUCACCUGCAGCAACACCUCCACCACUUUCUGCACCAUUUGGAAGAUGGCACAUUUUACCACGCCACGGAGCUGGUGGCUCAAAUCCGCUGGAAGAUGGAGAGUAUCAAGAUGGUGGCAGCCCACUACAUUGAAGCCCUGGACCCCAUCGGCCUGAAGAUGGCGCUGCUGGAGAAGAUCAAGGAGCUGAAUGAGCAUUUGAAUAGGUGCUUUGAACUCCUGGAAACUCACCAUCAUGAACACCACUGUGACCAUCACCAACUUCCUGGCCACCAUCCUGGCCAAUAUCCUGGUCUCAAACCUCCUGGCCAUCAUCAUCCUCCUGGUCACCACGGCUGUGGACCUGAGACGAAGAAGAAAAUAAAUGAAAGCAUGGAAGCCUUUAAGACCAGCUUGUUCUCCCUGGUCAGUAAGUUUGAGGUGGAACUCGCCCAAACUACCGAAAAGAUCAACAAGAAAAUGUUUCCCCUAAGAAAAAAACCCCACGGCCAGCUGAUUAAAGACUCAGAUCGCCUGAAGGAUGACCUGGAGAGUCUAUGGCAAGACUGGUUACUCCUAAGUCAGCAAAAGGUCGUCUGAAUGGAUUCAAAUGGGUCAUUAUCAACAUAAACAAAAGCAUCUUAUUUUUACUUUUAAUAACUAAAACAUAUUGAUGGAGACAUAUUUUUUCAAGUCAAUAUGAUUUGUUUUGGUUUCUGUAAAAUGUCUGUGGUCUUUACUGAUCAAAAUAUAAGAUUGAAAUACAGAAA
Poecilia reticulata (guppy) is the source of this 1250-nucleotide messenger RNA. Lineage: Eukaryota; Metazoa; Chordata; Actinopteri; Cyprinodontiformes; Poeciliidae. The record is from RefSeq and is a predicted model, not a curated record.